AUGUCGGGGACCCCGUCGGACUCUGGCGAGGCGCUCGUGAUGACCGACUCCCCGCCCGCCGACCACUUCGCCCGACUGGAGCAGCGGGCCCGCGCCGCCCUCGAGGAUCUCGCCGCCAACGCCCACCGCGACGACGCCAACACCGCCGAGUACGUCCGCACCCUCCGCGAAUACCGACAGGCCUGCCAGGAACGCGCCCAGUACGUCGAGGCGGAUCUCGUCCAGCAGGUGCUGCGACACUUACGGCUAGAUGAAGAGACACGGCACGUGCGGGGACUCACAGAACAGCAGCAACAGGAGCGGGAUGCCCUUGAGGACGCCCAUCGAGAGGAGUUUCAGGCUUUCCAUCGUGUAUGGAACCAACGCAUUGAUGCAUUUGAGGAGCAGCAGUUGGAUAUGGAAUCAGCACUACUCGAGCGACAGAAUGCGGAGCUGCAGGCAUUCUAUCAAGAGAUGAAUGAUCUCUCACCACGUACCGCAAAGUGCAGUCGUGGACUCCUGGAUGCCCGCGCAGUGGAACAUAUCCUCGCCGAGCAACGUGAGUACGCACGCGCCUACCGUACAAAACAACAGGCGGACCGACUUGAGGCAAGAGAUGCGGAACGUUUCAUGCAGGCAAAGGUGGAACUAUUUGAACGUCGAGAGGCACUGUUACGACAGAAACACCUGCAAGAACGUCAAGUAUUAGAUACUAAAAUUGAGCGACGCCGAUUAGAGCUAGAACGGGCGCGAAAAAGAGAGCUUGACGUGCUUCUGCAGCGUUAUGUCAAUGUAAGACGGGAACUCGAACUGCAGCAGAAUAUUAUACGGAGCAAGACAGGUACAAUUCUUCUUAAGCAUGCGAGUAACACCAAAAGCGAUGCAAGUGGAAGUGCAGCAUUAGUAGAGAGUGCGAGCUCUGGGGCGUUUGGCUUAACUGUCAAACGCCGACACAAUGAUGAUGCAAACCAGAGUAACAAUAACCCUUCUCCUGAAUCGAAAGAGUGUAUUGAAGGAGAAAAGAAAUAA
Messenger RNA from Trypanosoma theileri, 1008 nucleotides. RefSeq names its product immunodominant antigen. The transcript has a single exon. The record is from RefSeq and is a predicted model, not a curated record. Lineage: Eukaryota; Euglenozoa; Kinetoplastea; Trypanosomatida; Trypanosomatidae. The coding region runs from base 1 to 1008 and encodes 335 amino acids.